AUGGCAAAUGAAAUUGAGGAUGUUUUGAAAAAAAUACAGAAGGAUCCGGUACAAGAUGAUCACAUCAAAUCUCUUCUCCAAAGUGGUGUUCACCUACCUUACUUUUCAAAACAACCAUGUGAGCAUUUCGUCAGGAGAAAUGUACUGCUUUCUUCCAUAUACACUCUAUUCGAAUUCUGGGAAAAACAGAUACGAUAUGCUGGUAUAACUUUACCCAAAUCAGCACGACAGAAAUGGAAUGAUAUUCUGUAUGCGGAAUCAAGUACGCAGGGUUCGAAAGGAUUCAAAUUUGGUAAUAUACCUUAUGGUUGGUUUAAUAUUGAGACCAGAGAAAGUGUACAGACAGUAUAUAUAACAACAAUACUGACCAGGUCCGACCCUGGCACUGUCAGCGGAACCCUCAUUGUCUGUCAGAAAGAGUAUAUAUAUGAACCCCUCAUUGUAAUGGUAACAGAGCCUCGGUCUGCUUUUUGGGGUUUGUUUAAUUGGAACGUCAUGCUGGAAAGACGGAUUCCGCGUAAAAUGGAUUCUUCAUCAGUAAAAAUCCUCCGAGAAAUCCUCAGAAGCGAUGCAGUUAAACACAUAGAAGGACUAUUGCGUUUUGAUCAAAUGACGCAAUUGGUGAUUUUAUUACCGUUCCUGUUAUUAAUGUUUGGUUUGUUUAGUUUGUAUGGUAUAUUUUUUAUUUGAUUAAAUGAUCCUGCUUGUAAGUAUGCAUGUCAAUAUAAAUGGAAAGAAUCGAAAGAAAAAACGUUUUCAAAAUAAAAAAGAAUAAAUAAAUACUUUUUCAUUUUUUAAGCAUUUGUACGAGUUGGAUCUUGAUUCGAUUAGUGUAAUGUAUAAUUGAAUUUUUAAUGUCAUUAAAGCAUAGAUGCAUACUUUUUAUGAUAACUUUUUGUAUCAAUAUUUAAUAAACAAAAAAUAGAAUCAAUGCAUAAUAUUUCUUGCAAACAAUAGCAAUGGGGAUGGAUUCAAUUUUAACCCGCCGUUUCUUGGCA
Molecule: messenger RNA, 998 nt
Organism: Saccostrea cuccullata (small rock oyster)
Lineage: Eukaryota; Metazoa; Mollusca; Bivalvia; Ostreida; Ostreidae
Exons: 3
Coding region: 1-690 (229 amino acids)
Source: RefSeq, a predicted model, not a curated record